Diospyros lotus (date-plum) is the source of this 833-nucleotide messenger RNA. Its product is annotated as putative gamma-glutamylcyclotransferase At3g02910. The coding region runs from base 122 to 667 and encodes 181 amino acids. Gene Ontology annotation, molecular function: gamma-glutamylaminecyclotransferase activity. NCBI's taxonomy places the organism in Eukaryota, Viridiplantae, Streptophyta, Magnoliopsida, Ericales, Ebenaceae. The record is from RefSeq and is a predicted model, not a curated record. The transcript has a single exon.
GGUCCUUUGCCAGCCCAAUCGGAAGCCCAAGAAUAAUUUAGAUCAAUUAGUUCUCUCCCCGUCCUAUUUCUUCUCUCUGAAUCUCUCACUAGCUAUUGAUUCCGAUUCACAAUUCACAAAUAUGGCGGAGAGAGACGAAGCCAAGCAGAAGCAAACCCUAAUCUUCACGUACGGAACGCUGAAGCAGGGCUUUGCCAACCACGGCCUAAUGCAGGACCUGAUCUCCUCGAACGAUGCUGCCUUCCUCGGCCGCUACGCCACCGUCGACCCCCUCCCCCUUGUUUGCGGCCCGCAAAGCGUGCCCUUCCUCCUCAAUCUCCCCGGAUCGGGGAGCCACCGGGUCCGCGGCGAGCUCUACUCCGUCUCCGACGCCGGCCUGGUCCGCCUAGACCACCUCGAGGGCAUCUCCCUAGGCCAUUACGAGUGCCUCCCCGUUCAGCUCCUCCCCGAUGGCGCGGAGGCAGUCGGGGUGGCGGCGGAGGCCUACUACGCUCACAGGAGCUUCGCGAAAAUGCUGUGGCUGAGGGCGGGCCAGGUCGGGUUCAGCGAGUAUUCGGAGAAGGAGAGCGCCGGGUACGUGAAGAAAGAGCUGAGGUCCAAGGAUAGGAGUUUUCUGGAGGAGAUUCGACUGUUCGUUUCUGCUUCGUCUUCGUCUUCCUCGAUGUGAUGGAGAACAUGUAUGUCGCUGGCCUGAUCUGAUCGAGGAAUACUUCCAAGGGCAAAAGCAUCGUUUCAUAUGCAUACAAUUCAAUUUGCGGCUAUAUAUAUAUUUAAUUCUUGAGUUAAUUCUUUGUUUAUGUUUGUUGCCAUUUAUCAGGAACCUUUACUUCUUU